This is a messenger RNA of Balaenoptera ricei (Rice's whale), 1807 nucleotides long. It is a transcript of the gene TMPRSS3, whose product is annotated as transmembrane serine protease 3. The record is from RefSeq and is a predicted model, not a curated record. The transcript is spliced from 13 exons. Gene Ontology annotation, cellular component: membrane. Gene Ontology annotation, biological process: proteolysis. Lineage: Eukaryota; Metazoa; Chordata; Mammalia; Artiodactyla; Balaenopteridae. Bases 283 to 1710 code for a protein of 475 amino acids. Gene Ontology annotation, molecular function: serine-type endopeptidase activity; protein binding.
UUAUGAGAAGUUUCUGAAAAGGUUUGCUUACCUUACUUAACUAAUUAAAGGCGAGCCACAUUUUCCCCUCUCUGGUCUCUGCAGUCAACCACCAGUGGCUACUUGAUAGUCACUGCCAGGUAGGGUUACCCAGAGGCCCGUGAUCAAGCCAUUUGCGCGAUGAUUGAGUCGACAAGGCUGAGUGCCUCGGUGGAAAUAUUUCCCGGUUGGACUAUCCUGUUGGCAGCCUGCUUACCAUCACGCUUGCUUUUAUAAUGAGAAAGGAAAUUGUUUCUGCUUUUAAUGAUGGCGGCUCCAGAAAUGGACGUGGAGGUGGAGCCUGGUCUCCGAGGUCCUGAAAUAGUCACCAUGGGGGAAAAUGACCCACCUGCUGCCGAAGCCCCCUUCUCCUUCAGGUCGCUUUUCGGCCUUGACGAUUUGAAAAUAAGUCCUGUUGCACCAGAUGCCGACGCGGUAGCUGCCCAGAUCCUGUCUCUGCUGCCACUGAAGUUCUUUCCCAUCAUUGUCAUCGGGAUAAUUGCAUUGAUAUUAGCGCUGGCCAUUGGUCUGGGCAUCCACUUUGACUGCUCCGGGAAGUACAGGUGUCGUUCGUCUUUUAAGUGUAUUGAGCUGACGGCUCGAUGCGACGGAGUGUCAGACUGCAAAGACGGGGAAGAUGAGUACCGAUGUGUCCGCGUGAGCGGUCAGAACGCCGCGCUCCAGGUGUUCACGGCUGCCACCUGGAGGACCGUGUGCUCUGAGGACUGGAAGAGUCACCACGCUACCGUUGCCUGUGCCCAGCUGGGGUUUCCAAGCUAUGUGAGUUCGGACACGCUCAGAGUGGAUUCACUCGAGGAGCAGUUCCGAGAGGACUUCGUUUCCAUCAAUCACCUCUUGCCAGAUGACAAAGUGACCGCUUUACACCACUCGGUGUACGUGAGGGAGGGAUGCGCCUCGGGUCACGUGGUUACCUUGAAGUGCUCAGUCUGCGGUCUGAGGACGGGCUCCAGCCCGCGCAUCGUGGGUGGCAACGUGUCCUUGCUGGCGCAGUGGCCCUGGCAGGCCAGCCUGCAGUUCCAGGGCUACCACCUGUGCGGAGGGUCCGUCAUCACCCCCGUGUGGGUCGUCACUGCUGCCCACUGUGUUUAUGAUCUCUACCUCCCCAAGUCAUGGACCAUCCAGGUGGGCCUCGUUUCCCUGCUGGACAGUCCAGCCCCUUCCCAUCUGGUGGAAAAAAUCAUCUACCACAGCAAAUACAAGCCAAAGAGGUUGGGCAAUGACAUCGCCCUCAUGAAGCUGGCCAGGCCUGUCACUUUCAACGACAUGAUCCAGCCAGUCUGUCUGCCCAACUCCGAAGAGCACUUUCCUGAUGGGAAAAUAUGCUGGACGUCAGGCUGGGGGGCCACAGAGGAUGGAGGCGAUGCCUCCCCGGUCCUCAACCAUGCGGCUGUGCCUCUGAUCUCCAACAAGAUCUGCAACCACAGGGACGUGUACGGUGGCAUCAUCUCCCCCUCCAUGCUCUGUGCAGGCUACCUGAAAGGCGGUGUGGACAGCUGCCAGGGAGACAGCGGGGGGCCCCUGGUGUGUCAAGAGAGGAGGGUGUGGAAGUUGGUGGGAGCCACGAGCUUUGGCAUUGGCUGCGCCGAGGUGAACAAGCCCGGAGUCUACACCCGCAUCACCUCCUUCCUGGACUGGAUUCACGAGCAGAUGGAGAGGGACCUGAAAACUUGAAGAGAAAGAGGCAGGUUACCACCUUGAGUUCCUGCCAGGAUGGAGACAUCCCUGUCCUUCCAUGGAUUCUAACAGCAGAGCCAAAAGAAGGAGCAUC